AUGAGUGGAAAGAUCAUCUUCUUCGAGGAGAGUAACUUCCAAGGCCGCUCUUUUGAGUGCGUCAGCGACUGCUCUGAGAUUGCCUCUCACUUGAGCCAAUGCAACUCCUGCAGGGUGGAGAGCGGGACAUUCAUAGUCUAUAACCAGCCCGACUUCAUGGGCCAGCAGUACCUCCUGACCAGGGGAGAAUAUCCCGAAUGCACGAAUACCUUUGGCUUCAACGACUGCAUUCAGUCCUGCCGCAUUGUCCCUGCGCACAAGGGACUUUUUAAUAUGAGGAUCUAUGAAAGACCAAACUUUGAAGGCCAGAUGCACGAACUGACAGAUGACUGCAACUCCAUCCAGGAUAACUAUCACAUGUCGAGCAUGCAGUCCUGCAACGUGGUGGAGGGCUACUGGUUGAUGUUUGAACAACCAAAUUAUGAGGGCCAGAUGUUUUUUCUGAAGCCAGGAGAGUACAGGGACCUCAGAGAAGUCGGCAGUAAUGACAUGAAAUUCAAUUCAAUCAGACGUAUCACAGAAUCUUAA
Molecule: messenger RNA, 528 nt
Organism: Pelmatolapia mariae (spotted tilapia)
Lineage: Eukaryota; Metazoa; Chordata; Actinopteri; Cichliformes; Cichlidae
Product: gamma-crystallin M3-like
Exons: 3
Coding region: 1-528 (175 amino acids)
Biological process (GO): lens development in camera-type eye; visual perception
Molecular function (GO): structural constituent of eye lens
Source: RefSeq, a predicted model, not a curated record